UUUUAUGCAAUUAAAAAAAACGAUAGCUGAUCUGAAGAUAUGUUUAUGAAAUCGAUCAAAGGUAAAAGUCACGUGUUAAGAAAUCGACUUACAAAUUGAUUACGCCAAAAUGCGCGUUAAUAUUUUAUUUAAAGAUCAACGGUAUAAACUGGAUGUAAAACCACACGACACAACAGAUACUGUGAUUCCGCGUAUAAAAAGGUUGAUAAACUUUGAACCGUUUUUAUCUUCUCCUUAUGUUUUAACAGAAACUCUAUUACAGCUAUAUUAUGCUGAUGUGUUACUGCAUCCGGGACUAUUGAUAAGCGACGCAGGAAUUGUUUCUGGCUCCACCAUAAAGUGUAAAUGUUUUGAAAAAACAUUGGGGAACUUAAAAGUAAAUGUGAGGUUUUUAUCAACUUCAGUUGAAAUCAAGGAUUACUCCAGAGUUCUAAAGAUUGGUGAUAUUCGAACUACUUUGCAGAACAGAUUGGGAAUACCAGUCAGCGUUUUUCGGCUCUUCAAAGGUGACGUAGAGUUAUACGAUAUGCAUAUUGUGAAGUACUAUGGAAUCGAAAAAGGUGAAAUCAUUAACUUACAAUUACUGGAAGGAACGUCCAACCUCAUAACAGCAGCCUUAAAAGGAGACAUCGUCAAAACAUUGGAUUACAUUCCUAACUAUCACGAAAGUCCUCAUUAUAAUCGUUAUUUAUCACGUGUGGCGCUCUUUAUUGCCGCCCAUAAAGACUUGGCUAAAUUGGCGUACCACACAAUGCUACAAGGUGUAAGGUGUGAGGACGCUGUUGGCGUGCAUCCAUCAAGACAAUGGUGCACGCAACAAUCAAACCCAGAAGCGCUUAAAAGUCCAGUGCAUCAAGCUGCGCAGGAAGGUAGCUUCCAUUGUCUGAAAUUAUUUACGCACCAAAGUCCUACAUGCAUAAUAAAACGGGACGGAUAUGGUAACACACCUGUUAACUAUGCAGCGAAGUAUCGCCGAAUUAAAUGCUGGAAACUUUUACUCGUCACUCAAUUUAAAGAGAACACAAAGAAUGAUAUAACUCAAUAUACACAAGCAAGACUUCUAAAAUGGUACCGCUUAGCAAAAGAUCGAGUGGCUUUAAACAGUGAAAGCAAUAAAGGUACCAUGGCAACGUCCAUUAAUUCAAUGACAGUAAACAAGGCUUACAUUGGGAAUCCAUUAUCUGUAGAUGGUUAUAAUUCUUUCCAAUUUUUAUCUGAAAAGUUAUUACCAAUGAGACAGUCGCUUGAACGAAAGGAAAAUAUUCGUGAAUUUUCGAAGACAUUGCAUUCGAAUGGCUUACAAUGUCAAAGCGAAGCUCAAGAUACUGUUGUGCAAUUGAAAAAUUCACAUUCAAAACUGUUUGGUAAAACAGCUCACAAGAAUGUUGAUAAGAAAUCUACCUUGACGUUUGAAAGGAUACCACAAAGAAAUAAAUUGCUUAGAAAACGCGCUGGCAGGUACGCUUAUGAUACUACAGAUAAAUCAAGAAAACGAUCAGACGCACAAGCGCCUCGAAUAAAACUUGAUGAUUUGUCAAUUCAAGCCACUGGAAUGAAUGGUCACCAACUAGCUGAAAAAUGUCUCACAUUUGGGCAAUCGUUUGAGAGGAAAAUUUGGAUGGCACAGCUGAAUAUUGCUUUAAGAAGCAGCAAAAACGCCCUGCAGGCACACAGACGUUAUGUCAACUCGGUUUAGUUUUUAAUGUUUAAAAGCUACAAAAUUAUAAAAAUCUAAUACAAUUGCAAUCGUCGAAAUAAAUUUUGAGACAAAUCAGAAAUUCACAUAAAAUAAGAGUUUGUAACUCCGUCCUCCACAACUAAAAGUUGUGAACUUAGAACCUCUGUCAAAUGCAAGUCUGGAUUAUCCACAACAUUGAGAAUGGGAAGGGCUUUUUUUUCAAGAAAUUUGCAUCUAACAAUGUCUUUAUCAACGAUUGUGUAACACGAAUUUUGCCUGAUAAUGAGAGUCAUAUUAUUUAAUUAAUAAAUGGUUUAUUUUUUUAAAAAAAAGAUUGCCAGAAAAGAAGGCAACUUUCUUUCGUCAUUUAUUGCGCCUUUCGUUCAUAGAAAGUAAAACGAAUUUCCAUCUUUUUGUCCAUUGACGCAAAAUAUACCUCCUCAAUGAUCGUCAUAAAUUGUUAAACUUAAAAAAAAUUAUAUCUUUUAACAACCAGGUGAGAGAAUAACUAAACCAGUUACCUGAACCCUUUCAACCAACAUAUUUACCAAAAAUUUAUGCUGCUACAUAUGCCAAUUAAAUUUUGUUUAGGAUUACAAACGAUAGGAAAGACUUGGAACAGUCUUCUGUGACACCUUUUUAAUACUGAAGUGACCAGUAGAUCGCUAGGGAACUAUAAAAAUGACUUAAACUGAUUAUACACUUGUACUGCCAAGUACGAAUUUCAUCACUUUAAAGUCAUCACUUUUCAUGCAGAACUAUAUACGUCUCAUUUUGUGAAGAAGCCACCAGGAAGAGAAAAACCACGUAUUUAUUUGCAACUUUUUUUUGGAAAGUUAUCUUAAUUUUUAUGUGUUUUUUUUGUUUGUUUAUUUGUUUCUUUGUAAGUUUUUGUUUGUUAUUCAAUUACUUGUUUAAUGACAAGUAACAAAGCUAUAGUAAGAUGAGUCACAUAAAAUUCAAUAUAUUUGGAUUUUUCUUACUAACAGGUAUUUUCUAACGGCCAGAUAAAAAAGUAUUGCAUAAAGAAACCUUGACUUAAACAUGA
Molecule: messenger RNA, 2726 nt
Organism: Hydractinia symbiolongicarpus
Lineage: Eukaryota; Metazoa; Cnidaria; Hydrozoa; Anthoathecata; Hydractiniidae
Product: protein ANKUB1-like
Exons: 2
Coding region: 110-1696 (528 amino acids)
Molecular function (GO): protein binding
Source: RefSeq, a predicted model, not a curated record